CCCCGUCCGGGCUAGUGGCGGCGGCGGCGGUGGCGGCGGCUCCACUCUCUCGUCGCCGCCAACAUGACGGACCGCUCCGCCUUCGACACCAAUGUCAUCACCAUGACCCGCUUCGUGAUGGAGGAAGGCAGGCGGGCGAAAGGCACCGGGGAGUUUACGCAGCUCCUCAACUCCCUCUGCACGGCCAUCAAAGCUAUCUCCACCGCCGUCCGGAAGGCGGGCAUCGCCAACCUCUAUGGAAUUGCUGGGUCUACCAAUGUGACAGGAGAUCAAGUAAAGAAGUUGGACAUCCUGUCCAAUGACCUGGUGAUUAACAUGCUCAAGUCAUCCUUCAGCACAUGUGUUAUCGUGUCAGAAGAAAAUAAAGAUGCUGUGAUAGUGGAAGCUGAAAAACAGGGCAAAUACAUAGUCUGCAUAGACCCUCUAGAUGGCUCAUCAAACAUUGACUGUCUUGUUUCCAUUGGGACCAUCUUUGCCAUCUAUAGAAAGAUGUCCCCUGAUGAACCUUCUGGUAAAGAUGCUUUACAACCUGGACGUAAUCUUGUGGCAGCAGGUUAUGCUCUCUAUGGGAGUGCCACAAUGUUGGUACUGGCCACUUCUGCUGGAGGUGUCAACUGUUUCAUGCUGGAUCCGGCAAUUGGAGAAUUCAUUUUGGUGGAUAGGGAUGUGAAAAUCAAAAAGAAGGGAAAUAUCUACAGUCUUAAUGAAGGCUAUGCUAAAUACUUCGAUUCUGCAGUCACAGAGUAUCUCAAAAAGAAGAAAUUCCCUGAGGAUGGCAGUUCACCAUAUGGUGGGAGGUACAUAGGAUCUAUGGUGGCUGAUGUACAUCGCACACUGGUGUAUGGAGGAAUCUUUCUGUAUCCUGCAAACUCCAAAAGUCCCAAAGGAAAGCUGAGACUGCUCUAUGAAUGCAAUCCUAUGGCUUUUGUUAUUGAGAAGGCUGGGGGAAUAGCAACAACUGGGCAACAAGCAAUACUAGAUAUAGUGCCUGAGGAUAUCCACCAAAGAGUGCCUAUUGUCUUGGGAUCUCCUGAUGAUGUGAAGGAGUACCUUGAAAUAGUCAAGAAGCAUUCAGCUAAGUAAAGAAAAUUUGCUGGUGUCACUGUGCCGAGGGGAAGAUAUGCCUUACAGCUGAACCAAAGAACACACUGCAGUACUGCAAGACUGAAUGGUCUGACCUCUGUAGCAACAUAGCCAUAUUUUCAAAAGAUUUUUUUUUUUAAGUGAAAUCUUGUGCAAUUGAAUUGUACAAUGAGAAGCAUUAAAAGAUUGUAUUAAAAAUAAAAGCAAGGGAAAAAUACAUUUGCUUUUUCAUUUAUCAUUUGUGAUUACACAAAAGCCACUGUUCUACCAGGACAUACUGUGUUAAAUAACUAGGGCAAGGUUCAGCUUUCUCAGACAAGCUACAGACUAGCACCAGAAUACCUGACUCUGUCCUCUUCUAAAAAUCUUGGGGGGAAGACUCCACAGCCUCUUACAGUGAGUGAACUUUCCUAGACCAGUCUUUAGUUCUUUGGCAAUAAAUACAAAUGCUAAUGUGUAUGCCUUCACACGUUGUUUCUGGGCCCCAGAAGUUAUUCACUGUACUUCAGUCUGGGCUUAUUCUGACCAAAAAUUAACAUUUGUGAA
Molecule: messenger RNA, 1629 nt
Organism: Athene cunicularia (burrowing owl)
Lineage: Eukaryota; Metazoa; Chordata; Aves; Strigiformes; Strigidae
Product: fructose-1,6-bisphosphatase 1
Exons: 7
Coding region: 64-1083 (339 amino acids)
Biological process (GO): fructose 1,6-bisphosphate metabolic process; gluconeogenesis; sucrose biosynthetic process
Cellular component (GO): cytosol; cytoplasm
Molecular function (GO): fructose 1,6-bisphosphate 1-phosphatase activity
Source: RefSeq, a predicted model, not a curated record